Molecule: messenger RNA, 489 nt
Organism: Anisakis simplex (herring worm)
Lineage: Eukaryota; Metazoa; Nematoda; Chromadorea; Rhabditida; Anisakidae
Source: the annotation of a GenBank genome assembly
AUAUUCUCGUUCCUCUAUGAAGGUGAUCUUGCAAAAUGUGGCAGUGUUUCGAGACGUUUUUACCGGAUGUCAAAUGACAUCAAUGUUUGGAGAGUUCUCUAUCAAAGAGUAUUCGAGUACACAGUACCGUUGUUCCAUCCGGGACAUGGAAAGUUUGAAUUCCGAGAUUUGACAAAAUGGAAAGAGUCGAGGAACCCGUGGAAGGAGAGCUUUUUCCAGCUGCGUAACGGUAUCCAUGUUCGACCACGAAAAGCGAAUUUAUACGAGGGUCAGAGGGGUCGAUCGAUUUUGCACUUUGAGCGACUUGAGCUAGCACUGCGUUUCCUGGAAGCACGACCCGACCGUGAGAAGUUGAUCUUUCUUCACACUGGUCACUAUUGCCCGGAACCGAUCGUCAUCGAUACUCCAGUGCAAAUUAUUGGUGCAACAGCACUGAUGCUCUCUCUGUUCAAUUCCUUUCAUAAGCAUUGGAUAAUUGAGGUCAAGUGA